AUGGCAUUUCAGGAGCUCAAGAAAUCGCUGACAUCCUUGUCCAUCCGUAAAUUUCUACUCGAUUUAAUGCCUAUGCCGCGUCCGUGUCCCUUCAGACCCGACUUCGGGCCAGAGGGCUUUCCGCCCAUCCCAAAGAUCAAUUCCGACGCAAUUCGUCAACAAGUGUUUACGCAUCGGAGUUACUAUGCUCGUCCUACGCAUAUCUUUGAGGAUCAGCCCAAUGAUCUCUCCCCGGACAACGAGAAGCUCGAGCACUUGGGCGACACCGUCCUCGCCCUCGUUGUCACUGACAUGAUGAUCAAGGCGUUCCCCGGCCUACAUGUGGGCCCUUCUACGAAAAUCAGAGCGCUUGUCGUCGGGAACGCAACGCUCGCAGAUAUAUCACUGAGAUACAGGCUUCCAUAUCGGCUCCGUCUUCAUGCGGCUCAAGCUAUCACCUUGCGUGCAUCUACGAAUAUCCAAGCCGACGUCUUCGAGUCUUAUGUAGGUGGCCUAUACAAGGACCAAGGACUUGCCGCUGUCGAGAAGUGGCUGCACCCUCUCUUACUGCCAUACGCCGAGGAAGCGUACAAGUUCGUCCGCAAACAAUAUGGUCUGCCUGAAACCAGAUCGUCCUCUGGGACACUCCCUACAUUUCACUACCGCUUGCAUAGGUCGCCGGGGCCGCAACUGCCUAGUAGGAAGAUAUCUUCCGGUAGUUCGAGCGGGACAGCAUCUCCCCCAGAGUCGGAGUCGGAGCCCGGGAGCUUGUCUCCUGCCACCCAGCAUGGCGGCUUAGAUAUGGAAGAGGAAUCGAUCCCACAAGCGGCGUUGGCCAUCGGCCAUCUGGCCCUCUUUAACCAACAGCUGCAGAAGGCAAACCUGGACAUCGAGUGGGUGUACACCGAGGACGGCGAUAUUGGAAUGGAGGGCUUGCUUGGAGCCUUCGAUCCGUCGGGCACUCCGGGUGAUGUCGUGCACAUCGUCGGUACGGAAGAUCCUGCUCCAGGAGCCCGAGGUAUUACUGCCGUGAACCCCGUCGUAAAGAAGGCGACGAGGACGACGCCUAUGUGGACGGUGAAGGCAUUCGUCAAUGGUGAGAUGUAUGGAAGCGGCAAGGGUACGUCCAAGAAGGCGGCUAGGCAUGUUGCUGCAAAGGAGGGGUUGCAGCGCCUGGGGAUCAAUGUUUGGUGA
Pleurotus ostreatus (oyster mushroom) is the source of this 1173-nucleotide messenger RNA. RefSeq lists its product as uncharacterized. Gene Ontology annotation, cellular component: nucleus. Gene Ontology annotation, biological process: regulation of gene expression; rRNA processing; primary miRNA processing. Gene Ontology annotation, molecular function: double-stranded RNA binding; ribonuclease III activity. The transcript is spliced from 7 exons. The coding region runs from base 1 to 1173 and encodes 390 amino acids. The record is from RefSeq and is a predicted model, not a curated record. NCBI's taxonomy places the organism in Eukaryota, Fungi, Basidiomycota, Agaricomycetes, Agaricales, Pleurotaceae.